AUGCCGGCAGCCCAGGCUGCUCUGUCGCCGCCACACGUGCAGCAGCAGCAGCAGCAGCAGCAGCAGCAGCAGCAGCAGCAGCAGCAUAGUAGUGGCACAGCUGCAGCGGCUGCAGCGACGACGGUGCUGCUGCAGCAGCACAGCUGCAACAGCAGCACAUCUGCAGCAGCCGCAGCUUUUGCAGCAGCAAAGAGGUUUAGCCCCUGGCAGCACUUAAAUAUACUAAGGAGCUGCCCUGCUGCAGCAGCACAGCAGAAGAGGCAGCAGCAGCAAAGCAGCCGCAGCACUAGCAGCAGCACCACGAACAGCACCAAAUAUAACAGCAGCACUGCCAGCAGCAGCAGCAGCACUGCCACGAGCAGCAGCUACACCUUCUACCGGCAGGGGAGCGGGCAGCAACAGCAGCAGCAGCAGCACGAGCAGCAGCAGCACGAGCAGCAGCAGCCCGGCAGAGCAGCAAGCGCAGUAGCACAAGCAGCAGCACAAACAGCAGCACAAACAGCAGCGGCUCGAGCGAUAACAGCAGCAAAAGCAGCACCAGCAGCAAAAGCAGCAAUAGCAGCAGCAGCAUGA
This is a messenger RNA of Eimeria necatrix, 573 nucleotides long. RefSeq lists its product as hypothetical. The transcript has a single exon. Lineage: Eukaryota; Apicomplexa; Conoidasida; Eucoccidiorida; Eimeriidae. The record is from RefSeq and is a predicted model, not a curated record. The coding region runs from base 1 to 573 and encodes 190 amino acids.